AGCCCAUCGGAGGAAAGGGGGAAGGGGAAUAUUAAACGAAGGUGAGGUUCGACUUUGAGUCUCAGUUCAAGUUCACGCGUUCGUCUGGCUGUAGCCAUGCCUCGUUUAACUUUUCUGGUUGUUUUCACGGUAUUGAUGGUUGCGGUUGUUGUCGCUUUUCCGCAACCCAACAGCGACGAUUCGCCGGCGGCUGUGGUGGUUGAGACUCCGGCGGCCGAUACUCCCGACGCUUCCGCACCUCCGGUUGAAGGCGAAUCUGUCGACUUGCGUUUUCGUCCAUCUUAUGGGUACGGCGGUCAACAGUACGGCAGUAAUUAUUACAGCAGUGAGCGAUACGAAAGCCAUCACUCAAGUCAACAGUACGGACACCAAAAUUAUGGACAUCAGAAUUAUGGGCACAACGCUUACGGCAAUUACGGACAUGGGGGAUACGAUCGCCCCUACGGACACGGUGGAUACCCUGGGGGAUAUGGCUAUUACGGACGGCCUCAAGGUAUUUUGGGCGCGGUAGGAAAUGUGCUGGACGGAUUGUUGGGCUUGCGUGAAGGAGAAAAGAAACCGGCAGUGGAUGGCGACGCUUCGGCUGCUCCGGUUGUUGCAGCGGAGGCGGCGCCGGAAGCCGUCGAUCCUGUUUUUCCUGAAGCCGAUUCCGUUCCCCAAAUUCCCGUCGAGGUUGGUGGUAUUCUCCCCCAACCCGCGUUACAAUCACAAGGCGUUCCCUCGGCUGGUGAAGAAGUGAUUUUCCAAUAAUCAAAUGGCCCCACGCAUUGUUAUAUUCAGUUUUCUCUGUAUCGUUGGCAUAUUUAAAAUAUUACUGCUUCAAACAGCA
Daphnia pulex (common water flea) is the source of this 829-nucleotide messenger RNA. RefSeq lists its product as uncharacterized. The transcript is spliced from 4 exons. The coding region runs from base 97 to 750 and encodes 217 amino acids. Lineage: Eukaryota; Metazoa; Arthropoda; Branchiopoda; Diplostraca; Daphniidae. The record is from RefSeq and is a predicted model, not a curated record.